AUGGGGGACUGGAACCUGCUGGGGAAGCUCCUAGAAAAGGCGCAGGAACACUCCACGGUGGUGGGCAAAGUCUGGCUCACGGUCCUCUUCAUCUUCCGCAUCCUGAUCCUGAGCGCGGCCACGGAGAAAGUGUGGGGCGACGAGCAGUCGGGCUUCACCUGCGACACCAAGCAGCCCGGGUGCGAGAACGUAUGCUACGACCUCACGUUCCCCAUCUCUCACGUCCGCUUCUGGGUGCUGCAGAUCAUCUUCGUGUCCACGCCGACGCUGAUCUACCUGGGCCACAUCCUGCAUCUGGUGCGCAUGGAGGACAAGCACAGAGACAAAGCGCAGCACUCGGACAAGCCGGCCCUCGUCGUGGACGCGCACAAUCACAAAAAGCCUCUGAUGAGAGACGAUCAAGGCCGGGUGCGCAUGCAUGGCGAGCUCCUGCGCACGUACGUCUUCAAUGUCAUUUUUAAGACGCUCUUUGAGGUGGGCUUCAUCGUGGCCCAGUACCUUUUGUACGGCUUCGAGCUGAAGCCCAUGUACACGUGUGACAGGCCGCCAUGUCCCAACGCAGUGAACUGCUACAUCUCCCGACCCACUGAGAAAACCAUCUUCAUCAUCUUCAUGCUGGGCGUGGCCAGCGUGUCGCUCCUCCUCAACAUCAUUGAGAUCUAUCACCUGGGCUACACCAAGUGCCGCCAGGGCAUCACCUUCAAGAGGCGCAACCGAACGCCGACGAGCGUCUCCAAGGAGCCCAGCGAGGCGGGGGUGCAGUUCGGGCCAACUUAUGACGACUACUUCCAUUGCCCGCCCAGCUACAACCUGGCGUCUCUGUCCCCGAGCGCCGACCCGUCCUUCCACCCGUGCCACAGCAAGGCGGCCUACAAACAAAACAAGGACAACUUGGCGGUGGAAAGGAGCAGCAGCAAGCUGGAGGAAUGUGACCUGAAAGGGAAGAAGCGAGCGGGCUCGACUCCUGGGACGCCCACUCAGGGCAAGCCGGGCAGCGGCGUCAAACACGGCAACAACAAGACUAGAAUAGACGAUCUUAAGAUAUGAGGUUUCUCGGCCUGUGGGGGGUCUUACACGGCUGUGAAGGAACUCGGUCAUUCGUUCGUAGCGCAGGUGUGACUCAUUCCACAUUUGACUAAGUGCUCGGGAAAUAUUUUUUUCCAUGCAAAGUCCAAGAUGGAACUUUGGAACACUUUGUUGCAGUGUGACUCACGGACGUCACGAGGUCCUUUUU
Molecule: messenger RNA, 1234 nt
Organism: Entelurus aequoreus (snake pipefish)
Lineage: Eukaryota; Metazoa; Chordata; Actinopteri; Syngnathiformes; Syngnathidae
Product: gap junction alpha-3 protein-like
Exons: 1
Coding region: 1-1047 (348 amino acids)
Biological process (GO): cell communication
Cellular component (GO): connexin complex
Source: RefSeq, a predicted model, not a curated record